CCGAAUCUACUCACUAGGCUUUAGUCAGCUUGGGGCAAGAGUAGAAGACUCUGACUCAAGAUGCCACACAGUGGGACUGAACCCAGAACCAUGUGGUUGGGAAGCAAACCUCUUAACCUCAAAAAUAUACCUGCACCUAUUCUUAAUGCUCUUAAUGACAGCCAUAAAUAAAAUAACUCCUACAUAGGUCAUUUCCUCUUAUCGGUGAAAGCUUAUCAACUCAUCGUUAUAAUUAAUAACAGUUACAUUAUGUUUCCACGUAGUUUGAAUGAGAAUAAUUGUAAGUGUGACAUAGUAAAGCCAUGAAUUUGAUUCUCGGGUUAAUGAUUUCCGUAUUAUUUGUUGACCAUUCAGGGAGUACAUUUUUAAAUUCUUUACAAGAUGUAAAUAAUUUGGACUUUUCCAAGAAAGAAAAGACAGAUCAUACUGGAUUGUUGCUGAAGACUCUCUACCAGAACUCUAAUGUGGCAAUCAUAGUCAGUCAAAUACCUGAAGGAGUGGCAUAUAUCCAAGUUUCUUUGACUAAAUCUAUUUCCUUUGCAAACGUUUCUGUGUCACCAAAUCAUGAAGCCACAGUUCAAGUCAAUUCAUCUAAACUGAAACCUUCACAAAAAUACGAUGUAAAGAUACUUUUGGGAAAAAUCUUUAAUACAGGAACUAUUUAUUGUUUUCCAUCAGCUGUUCAAAUUCCCCCCAGAAAUUUUUCAGUCACAUGUAACAAAGUGGAUGACUAUGUAAAUAUUAAUUUUACACAUCUUAAUGAAGAGACAAGACUAUACACUGUAUUUGUAACACUCCAAGGGGAUCUUACAUUAAAAAUAUUAUGCAAUGACUCAGUAAAUUUGACCAACCAAGAAGCACAAAUGAUCCACAUGCAAUUCAAAUCUAAAUGUUUCCAAUGUGGCUAUUAUUAUUAUGUAAAUAUAAGGAGAGAACACAUUCACCAGACCGACAUCAUGCGAUCAGCGUCACUUUUUAUACCCUGUAAUCCAAUUGUGCAACAAAAGACAGAAGACCUUUGUGUAAGAGCAAAAAUAGAAACUACAACGCAGUCAGAAAAUAUUUCCAGUUCGACAUAUAUGUUAUCUUCAACAUUAAUAACAACAACAACUGAAGUUCCCAAGGAAGAAGACUUUACUAAGUCUAUAAUAACUAUAAUUGUCUUCUUCUUUUUAAUGCUUUUUAUUGGAUCAUUUGUUUUAUUCCGAUAUAUAUGUGGCAGUAAGAACAUUCAAAAACAAUAUGGCUUGGUUAUAUGUUUCCCUCACCCCAUGGAACACUCUACUGCUGUCAAAGAACUAUCAAUAAUGCUAAACAGUUAUACAAGUUUACAUGUCAGAAGUUCCAACGAAAUAAAAUUAAAAAGAAACAAAUUGCUUAAGAAACAAAUUCAACAUGUUUAUGACUAUUUCAACACCUUUAUUAUUGUGCAUUCAGAUGGUUUGUAUUAUCAUUACCAGAAUGAGGAAAAAAAUGGAAUUGGUCAAGAAAUGGCUGAUUUUACAAUUGAGCUUGUUAAAUUCUGCACUAAAGAUAAUAUAAAUAAAUCAAAAAACAUUUUUCAUGUAACAUUUGAAGAUCUAAGUAAUUUUGAAAAUUCUCAGUUAUGCUCUGAUUCCCAAGAAAAUAUGUAUUACUUAUACAGGCCAAAUGUUUUGGGAAAUAAUAAUAGUCUGGACUUGAAUCAAAUUGGAAAUCUCUUGUGUGACAUAAAUGACCAACAGUCUGCAAUACAACCAAGUAGAUACCAUGUAAAAUUCCAAAUGAACUGGAAAGAAAGUCGAGAAAUACAAAAUUUAAAUGAUGCUUUAGUUUCUCGAGACUAUAAACAAAGGAUGUUUCCUAAUUGGUACACUGACAUGUUCCCCAAAUCUGAAAUUAAUGAAACUUUGCCUAACUUCAGUUUUGACAAGAAUUCAAAAGUAUCUGACUCUAUGUCAUUUGAAGUAUAUAAAAACAAUACAUUUAUAAACUCUAGACUGAACGGAGGUGACAGCAUUACCCCUGCUGCCAAUGUAUCAUACUACAUAAUCAAUUUGACACACAAAGCGAAAGUUAUUUCUUGCAAUCAGAACUUCGAACUUCAUGUUCUUGAGUUAAAUGAACAAGUUGUUUGUGUUAAGAUACAACUGAUGAAAGAAGGACAAACUGUCGUGAAAUCUCUACUAAUUUCUGCGAACAAUCAUACAGCAAUUGCCAAAUUUAGACCAGAUUUUAUUGACUCUUCGGAACAGUUUACAAUUACUAUCAGACUGCUGAUGGAAAAACAAGGUGGAUAUUAUUGGAGUCAGGUAUUUAAAUAUGAAAAUAAUGCAAUUCCAGAGUGUGUGUCAUUCCAUUGUAAGAAUGAAAAAGAAUUUUUAGCAAUUAGUUUAAGCCAUCUGGACAAAAGAACUGCAAAGUAUAAUGUAUCCGUCACUUUAAAAAAUGAUCCAUUGCUGAUAACAUGGUGUGAGCAAACAUUUCAUAUGCAUCAUCAAACCAAAAAAGCCCAGGUUUUUUUCAACUACUCUUGCUUCCAAGAAUGUAAACGAACGUAUCGAGUAAUGGUGAAGCCCUUACAACUUAACAAACCAUACUUAGCUACAUUUUUAAGGAUUCCAUGUAAUUGGAACACUUCUUCAGAGCUUCAAGCAAAACAAAACUUGUGUGGAGAUUUUGAACAGGAAACUACACUGGCACCAGUGAGUUUUAUUAGUACAACCAGUCAACCUUAUUUUUCCACAACACACAUCCAGCCACUGAAAGGCAGUAGUCAAGGCUCAGCUAUUUGGAUUUUGAUCCUCGUUUUGAUUUUAUCUUUGAUUAUCUGCUUAUUUAUGAUACUUCAAAGAAGAAAAUGUUUGAAAUAUUUACAGUGCACCAACAUAAACCAGGAUACAGCUCAGCAACAAGGCUUGGUUAUAUGUUUCCCUUACCCCAUGGAGCACUGUGCCGCAGUCAAAGAACUAACAAUAAUGCUAAACAGUUAUACAAGUUUACAUGUCAGAAGUUCCCACAAAAUGAAAUUAAAAAGAAACAAAUUGCUUAAGAAACAAAUUCAACAUGUUUAUGACUAUUUCAACACCUUCAUCAUUGUGCAUUCAGAUGGUUUGUAUUAUCAUUACCAGAAUGAGGAAAAAAAUGGAAUUGGUCAAGAAAUGGCUGAUUUUACAAUUGAGCUUGUUAAAUUCUGCACUAAAGAUAAUAUGAAUAAAUUAAAAAACAUUUUUCAUGUAACAUUUGAAGAUCUAAGUAAUUUUGAAAAUUCUCAGUUAUGCUCUGAUUCCCAAGAAAAUAUUUAUUACUUAUACAGGCCAAAUGUUUUGGGAAAUAAUAAUAGUCUGGACUUGAAUCAAAUUGAAAAUCUCUUGUGUGACAUAAAUGACCAACAGUCUGAAAUACAACCAAGUAGACACCAUGUAAAAUUCCAAAUGAACUGGAAAGAAAGUCGAGAAAUACAAAAUUUAAAUGAUGCUUUAGUUUCUCGAGACUAUAAACAAAGGAUGUUUCCUAAUUGGUACACUGACAUGUUCCCCAAAUUUGAAAUAAAUGAAACUUUGUCUAACUUCAGUUUUGACAAGAAUUCAAAAAUUUCUGACUCUAUGUCAUUUGAAGUAUAUAAAAACAAUACAUUUAUAAACUCUAGACUGAACGGAGGUGACAGCAUAAGUUAUACUGUUUCAGAAACUGGUAAUGAUCAGAUAUCUGUUCUCCUAGAGAGGAUUAAUGAAAGAAAUAACAGAAAUGUACAAAGUACACUUGAGUGUUAGUGGAUAAUUUGCUGGUCAAAUAUUUCAGAGGACACAAACCAGAUUAUAAGCUUGAUGUUCACAAUUUAUAUAAGAGUGGCAUUUAAGAGAAUCUAUUACACGGACAUGGUAAACAUUAUGAGCAUCUUUGUAUUAGAAAUGCUCAGACAGCUCCCUAAAAAUUAAUAACUUCUUUUAUCUAAGUAACCAAAUUAGGAGUGGAAGUGGGUAUACCAAAUGCAUGGGGGUGAGUAAGGAUGAGGUGAAGAAAUUUCAGGGAGCUACUACUUCUACAGAUAAAAGAAGGGUUUCUUUUUCAGAAUGAAGGGUAGACUGUAUGAUGUUUACGCAUGGUGAUAAAACAUGAGCCUUAAAUGCAGAGAUUUUUGUGAGGACUGGAAAGACAUGCAGCAAACAUGUUCAACUGGAUGCGUGAUGUUAGUGUGUACAAUUAACACAAUAUAAAUGAAUUGGAAAAAAAGUCAAAUAUAAAAAGGAAUCAGAUGUGGUGUGUAAGAGAGAAUAUUGCACUUGUCUGGGCAAGUGAUGUCCAUGGAUGAUGACUGUUGUAUAUAUAUAAUAAGUGAUGAGCAAUCAAAGUAGAUGUAACACAGAUGGAAAUCAGAGCUAUGCUCUGAUUUACAAAGUAAUAUCUAUUACUUAUACAGACCAAAUGUUUUGGAAAAUAAUAAUGAUCUGGACUUGAAUCAAAUUGAAAAUCUCUUGUGCGACAUAAAUGACCAACAGUCUGCAAUACAACCAAGUAGACACCAUGUAAAAUUCCAAAUGAACUGGAAAGAAAGUCAAGAAAUACAAAAUUCAAAUGAUGCUUUAGUUUCUCGAAACUAUAAACAAAAGAUGUUUCCUAAUUGGUGCACUAACAUGUUCCCCAAAUAUGAAAUUAAUGAAAUUUUGUCUAACUUCAGUUUUGACAAGAAUUCAAAAAUAACAGAUUAAAAAUGAUUAUGCCUGGGAAAGUAGUUUGAAUUUAGAUUUCCAGUCAAAUAAUUUUGUUUCUGGAACCAUUUUCAUAUUCAGAUAAUAUUUGAGACACUAAAACAGUAACCAAAUAUCUGUAUUUCUCAAGAAAUUAAUUACAAUAACAUUUGAUAUCUUUCAUUUAAAUGUCAUUAAAAUGUAAAUAUGUUGAAAACAUGAGGAGGACCAUGUUGACAAUACUUGGAAUUAAAUAACUGCACAAUCUCUGAUGGAACCAAAAGCUUUGUAGAUGUGGAAUUGGAAUUAACAUAAGUAUAAUAGUUAAAAUGAAGAUUAAAAUUGCAGGGUCCAGAGAAUGUUGCCAUGAAGACUAGAUAGUCUAACAUUUCAGGUUCUUGUUCUUCAGCAAAAAUAGAAUAAAAUGAUGAAGUUAUUAUUUUUUUUUCCUUCUUCAUAUUUAAAUCAAGAAGAAGAUACUGCACAUGGCCCUUCACAGAGGCAUCCUGGAUUGCUGGGAGGGAGGAAGAGAGUUAUCUUCAAACUGGAGAUUUGGCAUAAAUGCUUGCCAUGGUGUAUAUUCCACUAAUGACACCAAGGGUAUCAGGUAUUGGUGUUAAACUAGGUGAUAGAUUAAGUCUACUACUCAAGUAGAUCAUGGUGAGAUUUGAACUCAGAAUAUAAAGAGCUGAAACAAAUACUAUAAAGCAUCCGGUUCAACAUUCUUAUAAGAAGGUAGAGAACAUUCAUCCACCUGUGGUGAUCAGCAUUUGAAAACAAAGCAGCUUUCUGGAACCUAAUCAGAACAUUACAUCAGAAGUUUACUUGUAAACAACUGGAAGAAGUGCAUGUUCACUUGCACAAAAUGAGACCUGCACUUGUUAAUCGAUGUCAUCCAAUUCUGCUCCACAACAACACUCAACUGCAAGUUUCCAAGAUGACCUGCAGAAGCUCGCAGACUUGGGAUAAGAAACUUUACCACAUCUUCCAUAUUCUCCCAAUUCUUUCGUCCACCAACUAUCACAUUUUCAAGUAUCUAGAUACUUUUUUAAGGCAAAAAGCCUUCUGUUCCAAAACAAAGGUCAAAACUGAAUUCAAGGAUUUCUUGGCAUCAAAACCUUUGGAUUUUUAUUGAAGCGACAUAAAUGACCUUGUUAACCAAUGGUAGAAAUACAAAGCUGUUCAUGAAUCAUAUUUUGAAUAAUUAAACCUUUGUGUAAGUUCAGUUUUUCAUGAAUGUAGGCUUAUUUUCAAAAUCGGCCAUUAUUUUCUGAAUAACCUAAUAUAUUAAAACAGUUGUGUUUGUACCAAGACAAAAGAAAUUAUGAACAUAAUAGUAUUUUUGAAAAGUGAUCAUGUAUAAAAUAAUGUUUAUAAUUUUUUAGACAUUACUUUUAUUUCACUUAUAAUUGCUUCCAUUACAGUGCCAAAUUUAUGGUAACAUAAUAAGAUUAAUGAGGGUGGUGGGGAGGCAGAAUUUCUAGAAUGUUAGACGAAAUGUCACUAGGUAAUUAGUUAAGUCUUUUAAUAUUCUGUGUUCAAAUUCUACCUUUUGCCCCUCCAGAGUUGAUAAAAUAAAACACUAAUCAAGUACUGUAGUCAAUUUAAUUGGCUGAACCUUUCCUCUAAACUUUUGGUCUUGUCUGUAUAUUUAGAUAUUGUCACAAUGGGAUAAAUACACAGCAAAGCUUAUUAGUUUAAUUUAUUAUACAUGAGCUUAUACAUACUUAUUAUAAAUAAAUAAAUCAAUAGUUUACAACAACAACCAACAUCAUCAUCAUCAUCAUCAUCAUCAUCAUCAUCAUCAUUGCCAUCACUACCACCAACUUCAUCAUCAUUAUUGUUAUUGUCAAUACUAUCACCACCAGUGUCCUCAUUACUGUCAUUAUUAUUGUCAUCAUCAUCAUCACCAUCAUCAUCAUCAGCAGCAGCAUCAUCAUUAUCGUCACCAUCAUUGUUGUCAUUGUCAUCGUCAUUAUCAGCGUCGGCGUCAUCAUCAUCAUCAUCAUCAUCAUCAUUUUCAAAGUUCCCUGUUGAUCAUGUUUACUAACUUAAUAUGUUAAAAUUUUGUAAUAUCAAGUCUCUUCAGCUCUCAAAGACUUUGGAAAAAAUUCUUGCAGAAUAAAAAGUGAAAACUAGAUCUCAGUU
This is a messenger RNA of Octopus bimaculoides (California two-spot octopus), 6815 nucleotides long. RefSeq lists its product as uncharacterized. NCBI's taxonomy places the organism in Eukaryota, Metazoa, Mollusca, Cephalopoda, Octopoda, Octopodidae. The record is from RefSeq and is a predicted model, not a curated record.